Molecule: messenger RNA, 1169 nt
Organism: Acomys russatus (golden spiny mouse)
Lineage: Eukaryota; Metazoa; Chordata; Mammalia; Rodentia; Muridae
Gene: Aqp9
Product: aquaporin 9
Exons: 6
Coding region: 179-1066 (295 amino acids)
Biological process (GO): water transport; glycerol transmembrane transport
Cellular component (GO): basolateral plasma membrane; plasma membrane
Molecular function (GO): water channel activity; glycerol channel activity; urea transmembrane transporter activity
Source: RefSeq, a predicted model, not a curated record
ACACCGAUUAAGUCACAGCUCCUAAUUGGGACGGCCUCUGCAUAGUCAAGUAUCUAUUUCAGUCACCUUCAGGAAUCUGUGAGGAGCUAAGUGUUCAUCUUUCUUUAUGUGGUAUUGAAGGCAAGGAGCAGAGAAAGCAAGCCUUGACGGAAAGCACGCUUCUGGCAGAAACCCCAAAAUGCCUUCUGAGAAGGUACGCUCCAAGAAGAGCCUGGCGCAGAGGCUGGCCCUGAAGAGCCGGAUAGCCAAGGAGACACUCUCUGAGUUCCUGGGCACCUAUAUAAUGAUUGUCCUUGGAUGUGGCUCUAUCGCCCAAGCAGUCCUCAGUCGAGGACACGCUGGUGGAAUCAUCACCAUCAAUGUUGGAUUUGCAAUGGCAGUUGUGAUGGCCAUUUAUGUGACUGGAGGUGUCUCUGGAGGCCACAUCAACCCAGCUGUGUCUUUUGCAAUGUGUGUCUUUGGAAGGAUGGAGUGGUUCAAGUUCCCGUUUUAUGUGGGAGCCCAGUUUUUGGGAGCCUUUUUUGGGGCUGCAACUGUCUUUGGCGUUUACUACGAUGGACUCAUGGCCUUUGCUGACGGACAACUGCUCACCGUGGGAGAAAACGCAACUGCGUUUAUUUUUGCAACAUACCCAGCUCCUUUCGUCUCCCUGCUAAACGCCUUUAUGGACCAAGUGGUGUCUACCAUGUUCCUCCUUCUAAUUGUCUUUGCCAUUUUUGACUCCAGAAACCUGGGGGUGCCCAGGGGCCUAGAGCCUGUUGUCAUUGGCUUCCUGAUCAUUGUCCUUGCUUCUUCUCUGGGACUCAACAGUGGCUGUGCCAUGAACCCGGCUCGAGACCUGAGCCCCAGGCUCUUCACUGCUCUGGCAGGAUGGGGGUCUGAGGUCUUCACAGUUGGAAAUAGCUUCUGGUGGAUUCCUGUUGUGGGCCCUAUGAUUGGCGCUUUGCUCGGCGGCCUCAUCUACAUUGUUUUUAUUGAAAUGCAUCACUCGAACCCCAACUCUGAAGUGAAGACCAAGCCAUCUGAGGACAAGUUUGAGAAACAUGAGCUCAGCGUCGUCAUGUAGGCGUGUGACGGGGUCUAAGUUUACUGUUCAUUUGGUUCUCUCUUCAGAAAAGAUGGCAGCCGCGCGCCUGUGCUUUGGUGAGACCUGGGGCAGGGAGCAUCUA